This is a messenger RNA of Gongylonema pulchrum, 441 nucleotides long. NCBI's taxonomy places the organism in Eukaryota, Metazoa, Nematoda, Chromadorea, Rhabditida, Gongylonematidae. The record is from the annotation of a GenBank genome assembly.
AUGGCCGAGUGGUCUAAGGCGCCAGACUCAAGCAGUGUGCUUCGCACGAGUUCGAUGUGCGACUGGGGUGUUCUGGUAUCGUUAUCGAUGCGUGGUAAUGGGGAUGAUAACAAUACUUGUACUGAUGUUGCUAAUGAUAAUAAUGUUUUUGUUGAUGAUAAUGAUGAUGAUGAUGAUAAUGUUGUUGUUGAUGAUGAUGAUUGGAGCACACAAUCACAAACAGAAACAGGCGACAAUCCAGAGCAGCAGCCGUUUGGUGUGUACCACUCAUCACCCCCAUCAGAGCAUCUGUGGUGGUGGAGCAGGACGAAGAAGAAGAACGAAAAACUACUCCGUCGUCCAGCAGCGCUUUUCCAUGCACGGCAGCAGCAGCCUGUUUGGGAGGACAUUGUUGAAAUUGCUGAUGUUAAUUGCCACUUUGAUUGCUACCAAAAAAGGUAA